AAAAUGAAGAAGGAAGUUCUGAAAGAGAAGGUGAUAUCAUUCCACCGAAAAAAAUUUUCUCGGUAGAUUAUACUGAGUAGUGACUACGAAGAAAUUUAUUAAAUUAGAGUUGCUUAUGUAGAAUUAAAAAAAAAACAAAUUUUUAACAAGUUUUCGGAAUAACCCCUGUUUUUGUACUUGCUUUGGGUCUCAUACAACACGGCAAUUUUAGGAAUGUUACCUGUAUUAAAGGAAUGUUACCUGUAUUUUGAGAGAUAAAAAAGAAAGUAAUAAAUCAAAAAGAAUAACCGUAAAAUGCAAAUAAGCUAUACAUAUGGGCAUGCAAGUGUAUUAGGCACAGGAAAUGAGUUAUCAGCUUAACCGAGAUACACAAUGCAAGCAGAUAGAAGUCAAAUAGCUCCGAACAAUUUACGUUAUUAACAAGCAAUUUUCCAUGGAGCUUCCGAAAAAGCAAUAAAAAAUCGAGAGAAAUAUUUCUAAUAAACACUAAAUAAAACAAGAAAUAGGAUAUGCCCAAAGCGUAGUAUAUUCAAGCAACAUCAAUUGAGCAAAUCAACAACUUAAGCUUUUUGCCGACAUUAAAUUUGUUGGGUGUCUAUUGGAAAAGGUAGAAAGAGGGGGAGGUGCGAACAGACGUUUGAGUUAAUCUCGAUUUUCCUUCAAUUUUACUUGAAGCUUUUUUUGUAAAAAAAUUACUUCAAAUACUCAAUAUCAAUUUAACCACCUAUAAUUCCACGCUUAUAAAAACAAACAUAAAAAAUAUAAAUAAAUAAUCAGUUGAACGACCAAAUCAAUAAACGAUUUUAAAUUUUAACUUAAAACCUUAGUUCAUUUAAAAGAAAAUGGCGCACAUUGGACGUACAGUGAAAAAUGUUGAGGCGCCACGCCCAUUAAAAUCACAAUCACGCUCAUCACUGAAAAACAACUACAUGCUCAUUGAAGAGCUAAUUCAGCUUAUUGAGAGUGUUGCGUUGAAUCUACAAUCGGGCAUCAAUAAUACGGAACCAAUGGCCGCACUAGUGCAAAACCUGCGCAUACACGGUCCACAGCUGGAGACGGUAUCGAAAGAUACACUAGAUCGUGCUUUCGUUGUUUUCCGUAAUGCUUCGCAGGACGAACGCUUAAAUAUUAUGACGAGACUGAAUUUGCUCGAAUUGAUAGAGUUACGCGCCAAAGGCUGGGAGGACAAUGGCUUCAAUUCGUACUAUAAAACCAAGCAAGUAACGAACAUCGAUUUACCCGAUGGACUUGUUGAUCCAACACAAACCGGGUUCCUAAGCACCUCCCCCACAUUCGGUGGGGCUGGCGCCGCCGCUGCAGCCGCAAUAGCCGCUGUUGGUUCCGCGCAGCAGACGCAACUCCUGUUGGCACCGGGUGAGGUCAUACGAAAUUCGGGAAAGUUUCCGAAACCAACUAAAAUACCAGGCAAAACUUAUUGUAAAGACGAAGUGGUCAUACGUAAUGCGGAUUCGGGAAAAGUAAUGGGCAUUAAAGGCAGACGUGUUCAUAUGAUUGAGGAGUUAAGUGAAACGAUAAUUUCCUUCCAAAGAGUAAAUCCUGGAGCUAAGGAACGUCUGGUGCAAAUUACGGGACCAACUGAGGAAAAAAUUAACUAUGCGAAACAACUCAUCGAGGACACUAUACGUCGCAACGCUUCACCUGUGCGUCUGGACCCCGCUAUGGGUAGCGGCCAUGCUGGUGGCGGUGGUUCAUGUUCUUCACUGGCAUCUUCCAAUUCCGAUGAGGCUGUUACACCACGUACACCGGGCGCAGGUGGUGCUGGCAAUAGCAGUUUAGCCAAUCGUCUGAGCUUCAAUUCAGCGCAAAAUUUCAUGACUGCCUCUGCGGCAGCGGCGGCCGCAGCAGCAGCAGCUGCUGCACAACAGCAACAAGUCAUGAAUAUGAUGGGUGCCGUCGUUGGUAGCACUUCCACACCUACGGCUGCUGCCGCAGCUGCAGCUGCUGGUAAAGUGUUGCGUCCCAAUCAGCAAAUGUUAUUGCAUUCAUUUUCCACCAAUGAUGCUUCUUUAGGUGAAUACAAAUACACGGUGAACGUGGGUCAGCAUCUUAUCAAAAUCACCGGUGAUUGUUGCGAUCUUGUGCGGGUUGCAAAAUUAGUAUUGGAUGAUUACUUUAGCAGCGCCGAGUUCUUAGCUUCAGUGGAGGCAGGGGCUGCCUUUGAUGGUAGUAUUGUAAGUCCUAUUUCAACACCGUCCACGCCUAUGGCUGCACCACAGUUCAUGAUGGGCACACCUUUGCAUGCCGCUGCACCACCACUGGCGGAUAGCGGUAUCGGCUUGAAUUAUAUGGCCGCACAGGGUGUAAACAGUAAUGUGUACGAUUUUGAUGAUGAAGUAUUUGCCGAUACAAAUGCUUCAGGUCAAAGCAAUGGUUUAUCGCGUUCACGUAGAAGUCACUUCUCACGCAAGGACUCUACACCUGAAGCGGCAGCUAACUCAACAGUUGCGCGUGGCAAAAAUGAAAACAUAACUGCUGGUUUCGUCAGCAGCGAUUCGGCACGAAUUGUUCACGAAUACGAGCAUUUGUUGUACUAUGCGAAGAGUCCCCAUUCCUGGGCACUCCCUGGGGAGUGGCAGAAAAUAUGCGAAAAGUUCCCAGCCAUCGUACGCAAUAAGGUAACACAGCUCACUGCCACAACAGGCACUGUUACUAAUACAGCACCGAUAUUACGUGUUGCUUCCAUUACUACCAAUACUACUAUUUCUACUCCUACUACUAGUACCACUGCAAAUACGCCAAAUACUUUUCCAAAUAUUGCUAGUAAUAAUAUAUAUAAUCCGUUUGGUAGUGCCACAGUUGGCGCCGUUGUCGUUAGUGCAAAUGUGACUAUUAGUAGUUUAAAUAUGUCCACAAAGAAUUCAAAUAUGGUAGCGCAGGCACAAUCGCCCACAAUUCUUACACAAACACAGACACAGCAUCAGGCUAAUAUGCACAUGCACCCUGGUAGUCAACUUACACAUAACCGUCAGCAGUAUGAACUGCAAACACCAUUACAUAUCAAGCGGAAAGGUUUCUUUAACCGUCAAAUUGUUAGUAUAGACGAAGAGGGCUAUGAUGCACUGCGACAUCAGCAGCAGCAUUUGCAACAGCAAUACCACACCGAUCGUCACUAUAAUAAUGCAAAUGUUGGUGCAAACAGUUUAUUUCACCGUCCGUAUAGCCAAAGAGCCGACGCAAAUGCCAAUAGCAGCAACAAUCAACAAACUCACUAUCAGUUGCAGCAACAACAACACCAACAAAAAAUUAUGUCUGUCCGUUCAGGUCCUACAACCGGCAGUUUUAGCUAUGCUAAUAUGCCAUAUAGCAGUGGUGGUGCAACACCCCCACCAGUACAAGCACCACCUACCAAUAAUGUAUCCGCCACUUUUAAUAAUGGCAACACCAAUGAUACUAAUGGCAGCUCCUAUGCAUUUGUCAAUACAGACAAUAAGCCACAAAAAUUGUUAAGUAAACAAAUCAAAAUGAUUUCCUCCAUUAUGGAAAGCAGUUUAGUUAAUGAGCCGGCCGAGGAAGCCACCAAAUCUCUUGAAUCGAAUGAUAAUGGAGUCAAAGGUAAUGCUGACGUAACUGCUGCGGCUGAAAGGGAAAAAGUGAAGAUGGGUAAGACCAGACCGAGCAAGUGUAGAAAUAUGAAACGUGACAAAAGAAAUAAUGAGAUCAUUGAAAUUAUAGAUGAUGAAGAUAACGAUACUGAUGUUGAGUUUGUCAGCGAAACAAAAUAUAUGGAGACAGAAAUUGUAAUCACUGCUGAUGUUGUGGCAAAUCAGAGGCGUGCCAUUGAGCGCCCUAAGUUUAUGCGCGAGUAUCGCUCAAAUUCUACAUGCGAUUAAUAUCAGAAGCAAGUGGCAAGAGUGCAAAGUUCUCAAAUGAAUUUAAAUUAAUGAUGGUUCUCAAAAUCGUAUAGGGCAUGUUUAUACUGUAAGGAGCGAGUGCAAGAUGAGGUUUAAAACAAAUAUUUUGCAUCAACACAA
This is a messenger RNA of Anastrepha obliqua, 3992 nucleotides long. RefSeq names its product eukaryotic translation initiation factor 4E-binding protein Mextli (gene mxt). NCBI's taxonomy places the organism in Eukaryota, Metazoa, Arthropoda, Insecta, Diptera, Tephritidae. Gene Ontology annotation, cellular component: cytoplasm; RNA cap binding complex. Gene Ontology annotation, biological process: regulation of formation of translation initiation ternary complex; positive regulation of translation. The record is from RefSeq and is a predicted model, not a curated record. Gene Ontology annotation, molecular function: eukaryotic initiation factor 4E binding; RNA binding; translation initiation factor activity. The coding region runs from base 843 to 3851 and encodes 1002 amino acids. The transcript is spliced from 9 exons.